Messenger RNA from Plasmopara halstedii, 3297 nucleotides. Its product is annotated as serine protease family. NCBI's taxonomy places the organism in Eukaryota, Oomycota, Peronosporomycetes, Peronosporales, Peronosporaceae. Gene Ontology annotation, biological process: proteolysis. Gene Ontology annotation, molecular function: serine-type endopeptidase activity. The coding region runs from base 1 to 3297 and encodes 1098 amino acids. The record is from RefSeq and is a predicted model, not a curated record. The transcript has a single exon.
AUGCCUUUGGUCAAGUCCCUGCUGGCCUCCCUAUGGCUUAUCGGCCACUGCUUCGCUGCUUCGUCAGAUGAACAGGGCCUCGAGUUUGUAGAUAUUGCGGCCUUCUGUAACUUUCACUGCUCACCAACACAACUUUCUGAAACGACACAGUGCAAACCAGACCUCUGCGACCGCCAUCGUCGUACUUUAAAAUCGUCUGAAGUCGGCGAUAACCCACAAGAAAUCGACGUGUUGUCGUGUAGAGAUGUGAAGCAAAACGCAUCAACACUGGCAAUGUCGCUGACUCUAUCGGCUUCCGACAGUACACAGGUGUUUAAAGGCUUUCACGACGCUUUUUUUCAGGCGUUUGACGCCAUGUUGGGCGGGGACAGUGUCAGGGCCGACGCUUGUCAACUGGCUUUUCUGCAAGAUAAAUUACUGCCAAUUGUCGAGGAUGAUGGUUUAUCGAACGAGGAAGAGGAGGCUGUGCUCAAACCCAGGUUGGUAAAAUUAAGCACAGGAUACGGAGAAGACCACGACAGAGCGUGCAUUAUGUCGAUAAGUAAAAUCUUUGAGCAAACGACAAAGAUUACUAUACCGUUGUUGACAAGGAGAGGGGAUCUUCUUGGAGAAAACACGGUAUUGCUAAUCCAUACUAAAGAGUUAGUUGCAGACCAAUUACGAGCUAUGGAUUGUGUCGAUACAGUCCUAGAUCUACCAGUGAUUUUGAAACUCAUGCCAUUCGCACGCAGUGCUGCCCAGCUUAGUGUUCGGUUGGGACAAGGAAUUGCGGGGAACGAAACGUUAGUUGCAGCCCCUGCCAUGGAGAUUAGACUUGUGGAAGGGGCAGACCAACAAAUUGUAAUGGCUUCCUUUCAAAAGCGCGCCAGCCAUGUUUUUGGCAUCCUUAAUGUGUUCGAAUUGAACGAUUUACAGCCAAGAUCGAUUUUUACAAAGCCUCUGCAGGACCUGAGGACCUGGACAAAUAUUGUGGCGCUCGUUGUUGCUGACAACUCGGUCGAGUGGAUGGACAAAAGGCAUGAGAUCACUCAAAAUUUGCUACGAGGUAAAAAAUCGGAACGGUGGACGAGGAUGCAAAGCCAUCGACGGCUUGAUGAUUAUGCUCCAAGUCUUGUUGGUGUUGAUUCAGCUAGAGACGCGGGAAUUCGUGGGAAUGACGUGGUUGUCGGUAUCACCGACACGGGACUGUACUUGUAUCAUGACCAGCUUGAUCAAAAUGAUCGCGAUAUUUUUUCUGGAAUAGUUUUGUCAGCUCGUAAAGUCGUUAUGUACAAUGAUUGGGCAAACAGGGCGGAUGAAGCUGAAACUAUUACUUGUGGCCAUGGCACCCAUGUUGCAGGACUUUUGGCGGGUAGCUCACUUAGCGGCAACCACGCCAAUCUGGGUAUAGCUGACAAGGCGCGAAUAGCUUUCAUGGACAUCGGAAGACAGAGUGAGACUUGCGCGGGUCAAAUGGAUUGUGCCGUGACACUUGCUACACCUGCCGAUGCUAGUGACUUGCUAGAGAGUCAGAUUGACGCAGGUGCUAGAAUUUUCUCGUUUUCAUGGGGUACGCCUGGGUCAGACUACAGUUCUCAAGCUAGAGAUUUAGAUGCUUUCAUUUAUGAUCAUCCGGAUGUGCUAGUGGUCGUGGCUGCGGGCAACAGUGGAGAGACUACGGUUACUGGUCAGCGUACUAUCUCAUCGCCAUCUGGAGCCAAAAAUGUUAUCUCGGUUGGCGCAUCGUUAAAUUCUGCAGCUUCAUUUACGGAGUUUGGGUGUCCCGAAAUUUUCAAUGAGCGCACCGUGGCACCAUUUUCCUCUGCAGGCCCAACAACCGACGGAAGGUUGAAGCCUGAUGUUGUUGCGCCUGGAAUGAGCCUUAUUUCUAGCCAAUCUGAAGCACCAGGUUCAACAGUAUCUAGCUCGGCCAUGUGCUCACUCCAAGGCACGUCACAAGCUACACCGGUAAUCACAGGUGUUGCUGUUCUACUCUACGAGUGGCUUCGUGACGGGUGGUGGAAAUACGGUAGCAAGGACUCUACAUUUGCAAUCACAACUGUGCCAGCAUCGCUUCUAAAGGCGCUGAUCAUUCACAGUGCAGACUCCUUGCAACGGCGAAUGUCUGCACUUCCAGAUAAUGGGUUUGCCUCUUGUGAGAGUUUGGCUUCGGGAGCCACUGAUGUUAGGUUUCCUGAUGUUUAUCAGGGAUACGGCAAACCGAAUCUUACCAACAUAGUCGAUUUUAUUGGUGCGGGCAGAAAUAAUACUGGCAAUAACACAGGCAGCAAUGGACCACCAUCUCUGUAUUUUCUCCCGAAUUCUACGGAAAAUACCGAACCGUUCGUCGCUCACAACGGAGAGAUGGUAAUUUCGUUUACAGUUGCCCGUAACGUGGACUUACGCGCUACGGUUGUAUGGACGGACCCACCAGGGUCCAUUCAAGCGACGUCACAAUUACAGCAUGAUUUGGAUCUUAUUGUUCGUGUUCUAAAUGGCACACAAACAUUUAGCCCAUUGUCAGCUGACCCAAACACUGGAAGAGAUUCUAGAAAUAACGUUGAAAUGGUAUUGGUUUCCUAUGCUGAUCUUCUUGCUGCUGCCACAGACAACACCAGCAGCAACAGCAGCAGCGGAAAUUUAACACGAUAUCCAGCUCUUGGAAAAGACGGAGAAAUUUUUGUUGAGGCUGUCGUCUAUGGUCGUAGCGUGCUACUGGCAGAUAGGCAGAAUUUUGCAUUUGUCGCGUCGUCGAGUGCUAUUGGCUCCACUUCAGGGUCAACACCUUCUAGCGUUGAUAGCGACUCGUUUUGGUCUGCUUGGGCAAUAGCCAUCAUCGUAGGCUGCACGAUAGCUGUGCUAAUAGUCAUCGCCCUUGGCACAUACUGGCUUCACGGUCGAACCAAAAAAGGAUUCACCAGAUCAAGACACCGGCGGGAGGAAUAUCUCGAGCCUGGUGAAAAUUUUGGCGACGCGUACCUAUCGAGUUACCAGGAAGCAUCAACAACAACAGGAGUCAGUCGCUGUCCAUACUGCUUGUUUGCCACGGUGGAUGCAGUAACGAUGGUCUCUCACGUCGAAACAGCUCACUCAAAUAAUAAUCACACAGAGGCUAAUGAAAAUCACUCGGAACGAUCGGUUGCCAUGCUUGGUGGAAGCAGGACAUAUGGUUUAGAGCCGACAGCGGUGGUGACGUUAUUUCCCACGAAAAAUCAGGUUAGUGCUGAGGAUGAGAAGCAUCAAUGUCCUCAUUGUCGUUUUGUUACAAAAGACGCCGUUGUCCUAGUUAACCAUGUGCAGCAUAUGCACACGCAAUAA